Molecule: messenger RNA, 2213 nt
Organism: Schizosaccharomyces japonicus yFS275
Lineage: Eukaryota; Fungi; Ascomycota; Schizosaccharomycetes; Schizosaccharomycetales; Schizosaccharomycetaceae
Product: Svf1 family protein Svf1
Exons: 2
Coding region: 534-1679 (381 amino acids)
Biological process (GO): response to oxidative stress; intermembrane lipid transfer
Cellular component (GO): cytoplasm
Molecular function (GO): lipid transfer activity
Source: RefSeq, a predicted model, not a curated record
CGGCUGUAUCCCCACCGACUCCUCAUCCACCAACAACCAUGUCCGUUCUAAGGGAAUGGCAUUUCGGCACUGCCUCUCUAUAAACACGCACAGCAUCCUUUCAAACUCCGUUAUGCGAGCAAGCCAGUCAAACGUGUUCUAUACUGAGUAAUUGGCAUGAUUUGUUGCAGUAAUCUGUCUAAAUCAAGGCGUCAGACUCGCUUCCCCUCUUAGGUUGUGCACGGAGGCCUGCACUGAGUUAAAAUGAACUAUAGUGCAUUUUUAACCACUGCAGAAUUACCGUUUACUGCACUGCGCUAUUUUUUGUUUCUCACAAUAAUGCAUUUUAGCGAGACUUACUGCGUGCUAUCACGCUUGACUGUGUCGUGUUAUCUCCCACGCUGCCAGGGUCCCGACCGCACCGGCUGAUCCGCUAUUGUCAACAUCUGCAUUUCCCCAUCUUCCAAUCGCUUCUUUAAGCUUUCUCUGCCAGAUUUUUUAUUGUUUGAACCUGUCUUCUCCCAUCAUCCUUCUCCCAUCCCUACCCAUCCACCAUGAAGGCCUGGUUGCAAUCAAAUAUCGCCUACUACACUGGUACAGCUGAGCCUAUCUAUGGUCGAGAGGCCAUUGAGACUGUCGAGGAGGUCGUCGGUGACAGCAACCCGUUCCAUGAACUCGAGCCCAUCGACUACCAGUGGGAUACUCCGGCAUCGAGCCAUGUGGAGACUGAGACGUUCUAUAUAAAGCCUGUGACGGGCAACUACAUGUGUUUCGUGCAAAUCAUCCACUCGAACCUCGGUUCCUGGACAACCACUGCUCAGGUCGUGUGCCGUGUGUUCGAUUUGAGCAACCCAGAGAACGACUUGUGGACGUCGACUAACUUGAGCGAGUUUACCUUCGAGGACAACAAGCAGUCGUUCAAGGCCGACAAGGUUUCUUUCCAGUUGCAGCCAGACCGUCGCUCCUACAAAGUCCAAUGUUCGGUGUGCAUGGACUCUAUUAUCGAUUUCACGUUUGAGCGUCUUGCACCUCCAUUUAAAAUCGGAGAGCAUGCAACGACGUCCUACGGCACCGACCACACGAAGCCCUGGGCUACUAUGAAGCAUUCCUUCUGGCCUCGUGCCUCUGUCACUGGCAGUAUCGUCGCGCAUGGAAAGGUGAUCGAUGUUACGGGAUCGGGUAUGUUUGUGCAUGCUCUUCAGAAUGGUAAGCCACAGCAUCUGGGUUGUGCUUGGGAGUUUGCCCUUCUCCUGCACUCCAAGUACACUGCUGUGAUGAUGCAAUUCAAGACCCCUCCCAGCUAUGGCUCUGCCGUUGUUAAUGUCGGCGGUAUAGCUACGGAUGAAGGUGUCGUUGCAGCUACCGUGAAGAAUUCCGUCGUUCACAAGGCCACUAAGCUUGAUCCCGACACGGAGUGGCAGGAACCAACCCGCAUCGAGUAUGUGUGGAGCGGUAAAGACGCCGAGACGUUCACAAAGGAUGUGAAGCUUGAGGUUGACGCUGAGCUUGGCCGCCGACUCGAGCGGAUAGAUGUGUUGUCUGAGAUACCUUCCUGGCUGAGAGGCUUCGUUCAUGGUAUUUCUGGCACAAAGCCCUUUAUUUACCAAUACAACUCUCCUGUCACCUUCUCUCUUACCAUUGGUGACGAGGUGAUUCAUGAGGAUGCUGUUCUGUUCAAUGAGACUACCUUUAUCUCGUAAACUGUGUAUUCGCCCAUGUACGCAACGUGAUACUCCUGUGAUUCGUGUUCAAACACGGCGAGGGAAGGAGAGCAUGUGGGUUACUGACAACACCUCCCUUGUAUCCCCAUCAUAAUUUUCAAGGGUGACUUCCGGUAAAGAGCUAUGUACUCGUUGUCAACGUGUCUUCGCGAGGCAUGAAGUGGUCGUUGUCGCAUCUAUAACGAGUUGGAAACAUUUGUGCCGUGGUCGCCAUUACUCAAACUCGUCAACUUCUGCCUGGAUAUACAUAUACCUGUCUAACUUAUUGUCUCGGAUGCAACUUUUUUCUUUUAAUCUGACAGGGCAGGCAGUUGCACGGGGUCAGGAUUGUUGGUAUGUUAGCAGCAGCCGGGUGAAAUGUUUUCCAAAUCAAUGUAAUUUACCAUGUUGCUGUCUACACUCUCCACGAAUUGAUAAUUCCCUCAGAAAAGGCUAUGUCUUUUUAUUCAGUUUAUACUUUAUACGUAUGUAUAAGUUGCAUCGCAAUAAGCCGUGUUUUUUUUUUGAGCAAUC